Pecten maximus is the source of this 1926-nucleotide messenger RNA. Its product is annotated as activated RNA polymerase II transcriptional coactivator p15-like. Lineage: Eukaryota; Metazoa; Mollusca; Bivalvia; Pectinida; Pectinidae. The record is from RefSeq and is a predicted model, not a curated record. Bases 160 to 507 code for a protein of 115 amino acids. Gene Ontology annotation, cellular component: nucleus; transcription regulator complex. Gene Ontology annotation, molecular function: DNA binding; transcription coactivator activity. The transcript is spliced from 5 exons. Gene Ontology annotation, biological process: positive regulation of transcription initiation by RNA polymerase II.
CUGAUCGUAUGUUGACAAUGCUGAAGGUGCAUGGAUGUGAUGUAGGAUAAAUUUCAGCACUGAAAACGUCGAAUUGCUUACAAUUUUGACCAUUCAGCUUAUAGGCCUAACCACUGUCAACAAAACCCUGUUCGCAGGCUUUGUCUUCAAAGUUACGUGAUGCCGAAAUCAAAGGAAUUCAUUUCAUCAUCGGAGUCAGACUCAGAUGAGCCAAAGCCUAAGAAGAAGAAGAAGCAGGAACCUGUUGAAAGUAAGAAAGAGAAGUCUGAAGCUUCAAGUAAAAAGGCUACAAAAGGAGCGAAUGGAGAACAAAUGUUUCAGCUUUCCAAAAUGCGGUUUGUCAGUGUCAGCGAGUUCCGUGGCAAGGUUUUGGUGGGAAUAAGGGAGUACUAUGAAGCUGACGGCGAUCUUAGACCCGGCAAGAAAGGUAUAUCCCUGACAUUGGAGCAGUGGAAUAAUCUCAAGGAGCAGAUGGAGGAGAUUGACCAGGCAGUCAAAAGUGUGUGAACAAGAGGAAGUCGGGCUGGGAACCUGUACACAGAAACAUUUUGUGGAGGGAAUGUUAAAAUUCUCCAGGUAGUCGGGCUGGGUACCUGUACACAUAAAACUUAGUCGAGGGAAUGUAAAACCUAUAGUAACCAGUGAAUGCGGACCAUGAAUUUGAACUGCUUAAUGAAUUGUGUAUAUUGGCAAUUAAGUUUUGUACCAAGUGACAAAGGAAAGGUAAUAAUUUGGUAUAAAAUAGGAUAUUUUCUGAGGUGGUUAUUUUACAGUACAUGUACAUCAAACUAUAAAAACAACAGGAUUUUCAAAUGUCCAACCAACAGUCCUUAUACAAUAUGUGUAUUACCUGAUAAUGUAUAUGGACUGUUGGUUUAGAGUUUGUGCCAAUCCCCUAUGAUUGACCAAUAAUCAACAACAGGAAUUGACGGGGAAAAUCAUGUAAACUUCAUCUUUCUCUCAUAAUUUAUGUUAAUAUCCUUUUAUUGACAUUGCUUCAAUUAUUAUCACUGUAUUUUCAUUUCAUUUAUAAUUGGUAGUAUAUCAAUUUACAUUUGUGACACUUGAAAAUAUCUUAAUAUGUGCAUUAUCUCCCUUCAUGAUACUAACGUCCCGAACGUGUAUCUUUCUGGAAACAGCUGGUAUUUUGACACUUAAGAUAAGAAAUUUGAAAAUCUAAAAAACUUGAAAGUGGUAGAUGUUUGUUUCUUUAUUUUUAAGAUGAUAUACCUAUCAUGGAUUAAUGGAGCCUCUGGCUAAAUUGAAAAUAUAUUUUCAGUUUUAUUAGCAUCAUUUGAAAUGGAAAGGCAUAUAAAAUUCUUUUUAUCACAAAUAAACAAAGGUUUACUUAAUUUGUUAUAACAAUAAAUGAAAAAAAAAAUUCAUGUUGCCCUGAUAUAUUGGAAGUACAUUGUAUUGAAAUGGAAACAGAGAGAACCUGAAGCCAAAGAAAUGCCCACUAGGUGUUCAAUCUGGAUAAAUGUGCAUGUGUUCAUUCACAGUUAAUGUGGCGGUUGUAUGUGUUCAAUUUCUAUAAGCUGAGGAAUAAGUUUUUGAUUUUAAGUGAUGAUCUGUGAAAAUUAAUUUCUCAAGAAGUUCCUACAUGAUUUCUUGUAUCUUUUGAUAUCUAGCUGUAACAUUGCACGCAGACUUUUUCACGCUCACAUUUGAAGUAAAUUUUACCAUUAACAUUAUGUGACCAAUUGAUUGAAUUUUUUAAGGAAAUAGUUUAAUUUCAUCACUUAGUUUGUAAUGUGCUAUGUCCUUUCCUAUAUUACUUUUGAUUCAGUAAUCCUACAUGUUAAUUUUGGUGCAUAUGAUUUUGUUUUCAUUCACAUUAUAUAUAUUUUGUUGAAAAUGAUCACGUUUGUUGAUCUGAAGUUAGUUUUUUUUACACAAAUAAAAGUUGACAGUCUGGUAAAUGCA